Penicillium odoratum is the source of this 630-nucleotide messenger RNA. RefSeq lists its product as uncharacterized. The coding region runs from base 1 to 630 and encodes 209 amino acids. The record is from RefSeq and is a predicted model, not a curated record. The transcript has a single exon. Lineage: Eukaryota; Fungi; Ascomycota; Eurotiomycetes; Eurotiales; Aspergillaceae.
AUGGCCAUUCGUGAGAGAGUCAAGGCGAUCUUCCAUCGUUCGUCUAAAAGCACCAGUCAACUGAACGGAAAACCCAAAGUUGAAUACUAUCGACGAAAUGAAGUGCCGCCUUCCAAAUUCAAGGGUCCAGCCGAUAAAGCCGUUUUACGUCAAUUCUCCGGCUUCUCGUUUGAUAGUGCCAUGUCGGAGCGUCGACGUUCCCUCGACAUGACCAUCUCUCCCUUCGACACAACUGGCGUUUCUCCAUUCGACUCUGAUGGCACCGAAGACGUUUCCCCCGAUGCCGAUGGUGUCCCAAUCAUGUCAUCCUCGGAUGCUGAACAAUCUCCGGUGUCCCCCAUCUCGACUGAUAUGCCUCGCGCUUUCCAUGGCUCAGAAUCUUCCACUGUCGUCAACUCCAACUCCGACAGCUACAAUGGGUCCAACGGCUCCCUGCUCACCCUCCUCCCGGAAGUCUCGGUUUACGAAAUUCCAGAGGACCCCAUUGCCCAGUGGAAGGACUCAAUCCGGUACACCUCGCCUAUUGUGCGCGCCAUGUCACCAGCCCCGAAGUCGCCUCGUGGCAAACAAUUACCUUUCGCUCCUGAGGAGCUUACUCGCGCCCUCGCUGCCGUGCAGCUCUGCGCGUGA